AUGGCACCUCUCCGUGUUUCGAUCCUCGGCACCGGCCUGUCGCUGCAGGCGUUCCACUACCCGCUCAUCACCGCGCUGCCGGAACUCUAUGUCCUCCACUCAGUGAUGGAGCGCAGUGCGCGCGGUAAAGCGCAGGAGGUUUGCGGAAAGGAUAUCAAGGUCGUCAAGACUAUUGCAGAGGUCGUGGAGGACCCCGAGGUUGAUGUGGUUGUUGUUAGCACGCCCAAUAACACGCACUACCCCUUCGCUAAGGCAGCGCUCGAGCAUGGCAAGCAUGUCAUGGUCGAGAAGCCCGUUACGCCUACCGUUGCUGAGGCUGAGGAGCUCACAGCUCUCGCAAAGAGCAAGAACCUUGUGUUUUGCGUGUACCAGAACCGCCGGUGGGACGCUGAUUUCCUGACCCUCAAGAAGGUUCUCGCGGAGGGAAAGCUUGGUCCAGUCCACGAGUUCCACUCCCGCUUCGACCGCUACCGCCCUCUUCCAGCCGACCACAAGCCAGGAAGCUGGAAGGAGCUUCCCGGUCAGCACAACGAGGCGAUCUACAACCUCGGCUCACACGUUAUCGACCAAGCGAUCAACCUCUUCGGUGUCCCCGACAGCCUCGUGUGCAGGAACUACGACGAGCGCGGCCUGGGCCUCGAUGAGGCCUUCGAAAUGACCCUCCUGUACCCUCCGCAGCCCGGGGCCAAGUGCCCCUUGGCGGUCCAUGUCGGUGCGUCCGUUCUCGCAAGCACGCCCAAGCAGCUGCGCUACCUCGUCAAGGGCAUCAACGGGAGCUUUGAAAAGUUUGGUCUGGACCCGCAGGAACCAUUCCUGCGCGAGGGGAAGAAAGUACACGACCCGGGAUUCGGGGAAGAGGGCGAGGACGCGUGGGCGACUGUGAGCGUUUGCACCGACAGCAAGUGGACUACCGAGAAGCGCCCGAGCGAGAAGGGAUGGUACCCUGCCAUCUACGAGAACAUGUUCGAGGCUAUUACCAGCGGCGACACGUCCCGCCUGGCUGUGCAGCCCGAACAGGCUAUUUGGACGAUGCGCAUUAUUGAGAUGGGCAACACUUCUAGUCGCGAGGGGCGCUUCAUUGACGUCCAGAAGGAGGCGAGGAAGUAG
This is a messenger RNA of Cutaneotrichosporon cavernicola, 1107 nucleotides long. RefSeq lists its product as uncharacterized. The coding region runs from base 1 to 1107 and encodes 368 amino acids. The transcript has 3 exons. The record is from RefSeq and is a predicted model, not a curated record. Gene Ontology annotation, molecular function: nucleotide binding. Lineage: Eukaryota; Fungi; Basidiomycota; Tremellomycetes; Trichosporonales; Trichosporonaceae.